Biomphalaria glabrata is the source of this 510-nucleotide messenger RNA. Its product is annotated as small proline-rich protein 3-like. Lineage: Eukaryota; Metazoa; Mollusca; Gastropoda; Planorbidae. The record is from RefSeq and is a predicted model, not a curated record. The coding region runs from base 1 to 510 and encodes 169 amino acids. The transcript is spliced from 2 exons.
AUGAUGUCCAGUCUCCCACAACCUGACCUGUCCAGUCUCCCACAACCUGACCAGUCCAGUCUCCCACAACCUGACCUGUCCAGUCUCCCACAACCUGACCAGUCCAGUCUCCCACAACCUGACCAGUCCAGUCUCCCACAACCUGACCUGUCCAGUCUCCCACAACCUGACCAGUCCAGUCUCCCACAACCUGACCUGUCCAGUCUCCCACAACCUGACCAGUCCAGUCUCCCACAACCUGACCAGUCCAGUCUCCCACAACCUGACCAGUCCAGUCUCCCACAACCUGACCUGUCCAGUCUCCCACAACCUGACCUGUCCAGUCUCCCACAACCUGACCAGUCCAGUCUCCCACAACCUGACCAGUCCAGUCUCCCACAACCUGACCUGUCCAGUCUCCCAAAAUUCAGCGCUGAACACGAUGUAAGAACCAUUAGAGGGAGAGAACGCCACAGAGGGUUGGGUGAAGUUAAAAACAAGUUAGACAGGUCCCAUACAAAAAGAAGUUAA